CCAAGGACACGCUCCGUGCCCACUGGAUCUGAUGUAAUAAUAUUAAUACUGAGAAUGUCUGCUGCCAUGGAUAUGGUGGAAGAGGAGAUGCUGUUGUCUAGUGUUGAGAAGGGCAGUGGUGUUGAGGGAAGUGUUGAGGAGGGCAGUGUUGAGGAAGGAGAAGAGCCUCCUCAUGAUCAGAGUGCACCUAGAGUGUUGAGUCGGUGGAGAUGGUGGCCUCUGGUGGAGCUCAUAGCUCUUAUCAAACUAGCCCUACCCACUGUCUUGAUGCUGUUCUUCCAACAGUUUGUGUACAGCACUGCCAUCCUCUUUGCUGGUCACAUCUCUGGCUCCUCCAGAGAGUUGGACGCAGUCUCUCUGGCUAUAUCUGUGAGCAAUGUGACUGGGUUUGUAGUGAUCAUUGGUCUCUCCUCAGCAGCUGAUACUCUGUGUCCCCAGAGCUUUGGGGCCAAGAACUACAAGAGAGUAGGGGAGGUCUACCAACAAGGCCUCAUGAUACUGGCCAUUGCAGUCCUCCCAGUAGCAGCUCUAUGGAUAAACUCAGAGUCUUUGUUCCUCCUCCUACAACAACCCCCCUGUGUUGUUCCAUUGGCUAGUCAGUUCCUCAGAGUCUUCAUUCUCAUGUUACCUCCUCUCAUUGUCAUGACGAUGACACAGCGCUACCUCCAGGCUCAGAGUGUAGUGUGGGUGUUCACACUCACUGGUCUAUUAUUCAACCUCCUCACAGCAGCACUCUGCGCUCUCUUUCUUUAUGGCCUCCACUUGGACGUUUACUAUAUUGCCGUGGCAAUGGUUGUGGCGGCCUACCUAGCAACAGGGUUUCUGGUAAUGUAUAUAAAGGUUCGUGGACUACACAAGCUGACGUGGGGAGGAUGGAGCUUCAAGAGUCUGGACAAUUGGUGGUUGUUCUUGAAACUGGGUCUACCUGGUUUCCUCAUGGUAGCCUUUGAAUGGUGGACCUUUGAGAUCAGUGUAUUAGUGAGUGGUUCACUGGGAGAGACUGCUCUAGGGGUCAACACCAUACUACUGCAAUUACUCACUCUAAUGUUCAUGUUUCCCCUGGGUACUGGGACCGCUGUCAGUGUCAGAGUAGGCAAUGCGUUGGGUGCUGGAAACUCACUGGGAGCCAAGAGAGCCUCCUAUGUUGCCCUCUUCCUACAAGUGUUCAUAGUGUCCUUGCUGGCCACUGUCCUGGGCCUGUGUCACAAUGUGGUUGGUAGAAUAUUUACAGAAGAUGAAGAUGUUAUCAGAGAGACCAGCUACACUCUGUAUGCUGCUUUAGUGCUCAUCUUCUUUGACCAAAUUCAAGGCACGAUAUCAGGAGUGUUCAGAGGAGCUGGCUUGCAAAUCAUGGCUGCCUGCAUCAACUUCAGUGUGUUCUAUCUGGUGGGUCUGCCCAUUGGAGUGUGCCUGGCUCUACUCACUGACCUUGGUACUCUGGGCAUGUGGAUUGGUUUGAGUAUAGCCAGCGUCACUCAGGCUUGUGUGUUCAUUGGUAUCCUGUUCUCUCUCAACUGGGACAAGCUGGCAGCCAAGGCUGUUAAGAAUGCUGCAAUGUCUGUACACCGUGUGACUAACCACACAGCUAAUGAGAGUGGAGACAACACUAGUGCCAGUGGAGGAGACCUAGUGGAACUCGUGUCCUACAAGGAAGCUCAACACCCGCUCAUCUCAGAGACAGAAACAGAGACUCAUGUUUCAGAAACACCUUCAACUCUGACAUCUUCAACAGAGGACCUUGUAGAGCAGGAAUCAGACCCCCUGGAGAGUGUACCCCCCACAAGGCGGCUACAUCUCUUGUUGUGUAGAGGUGGUAUCGUAUUGGUGGGUGUGUGCCUAGUGGUUCUGAGUGGUGUCCUGGCUGGAGUAUUCAGACAUGAUCAGUUGGAGGCUAUGUGUGACACUAACUGCACCUGCUUGACUAAUGUCAGUGUGUCUUGUGUGUGCUCCACUAUAGCCAGCUCUGUACCACAUGCUAUCAUUGCUCCUACACCAUAUCCACUCUGAGUUGGUUUUGCUAUCACCAUUAUUUAUUAAUUUAUUGAUGCUGAUUAAUUUUAUAUUACAUUUUUAAUAAUAACAUUUUGUCUGCGAA
Halichondria panicea is the source of this 2095-nucleotide messenger RNA. RefSeq names its product multidrug and toxin extrusion protein 1-like. The transcript has 14 exons. Lineage: Eukaryota; Metazoa; Porifera; Demospongiae; Suberitida; Halichondriidae. Bases 55 to 2007 code for a protein of 650 amino acids. Gene Ontology annotation, molecular function: xenobiotic transmembrane transporter activity; antiporter activity. Gene Ontology annotation, biological process: xenobiotic detoxification by transmembrane export across the plasma membrane. The record is from RefSeq and is a predicted model, not a curated record. Gene Ontology annotation, cellular component: membrane.